Molecule: messenger RNA, 1380 nt
Organism: Daphnia magna
Lineage: Eukaryota; Metazoa; Arthropoda; Branchiopoda; Diplostraca; Daphniidae
Exons: 3
Coding region: 427-1311 (294 amino acids)
Source: RefSeq, a predicted model, not a curated record
UCAAGGUCGUAGAGAUAAGACUUCUCAUUAGCCGGUGCCCGCCGUUUUGUACAUGUAUUAUAGUUUUGAAUGGGCCUCGUUGGCACUCACGAAUUGUUUUGUGCUGCAUUCCAGAUGUCGUGUUAUGUACUGGAUGUGUUGGAAAAACAAAGCGCACAACCGGUUGCACAAACGCUAUACCGGUUGCUUAACCAAAAAAAAAAAUAAAAAAGAAGCAGACGUUCUCACGUCAGCCGCUAGUCGGUAAAAGUUUUCCUACUUUAUGUUCUUUUUCUGAAUACUCACUUCCAUAAAAUUCGUCCACACUACAGGUUAUAUAUUUUGUAAACCUAAAUUUAUCCAUUCACAUUUCGAAUAGACUCUUCUCUCAGUGUGAACCUAAGGUUAUGGGCCCAGUGUCGCAAAUUAUAUUAGACUCUACUGAAAAUGGCUUGUGCCAAUAAAAGUCUGGCUCACGUGGUCAAGUUUGAUGGGUCCAACCUACCACUCUGGAGGUUAGGACUUGACGUGGCUUUAGAAGAACACGAUAUGCAAUCUGUCACUGAUGGAACACUUCUUUGCCCACCUGAGAUAAGACAAGUAACUGAACAAGUUCCAUCUGUCGAAGGAGGACCAGUCACUCCAACAUAUGGACCCAUCAUCAACACUGAUGCCAUUAGAGAGUGGAAAAUCAAAGACUGUACUGCACGACGCAUCCUCCUUACCACGAUCGAACUGAAGUUGCAAAAUACGUUGGUUGGCUGCGAAACAGCAUUCCAGAUUUGGACUCGCCUAAACUCACAGCACAACAAGUGUGCAGCCAACAACAUGUACAUUAUACAAAGGAGUUUCCUAAACUACGAAUACCAAACGGGUCACAGCGCUAUGGACCAUAUAACUGCUAUAGAAACUAUUGCUGAGCAGCUCAAAAACAUGGGGGAACCUCAAACUCGGCUCCAGAUCUGCACAAAAAUCAUCUACACACUGCCACCACACCUUCAUGGUUUCAUAGCAGUCUGGGAAGCUCUCCCAGAAGAAGAACAAACUAUCGCCUUGUUAACAGCAAAAAUACUCAAUGAAGAAAGCAAGAACGCAAUUUUCGAACCUCAAGAAUAUGACCAUGGUUACCGUGCCUCUUCUAACAGAGGGUACCGUGGAGAAUAUGGUAGUGGCAGAGGAGGUUUUUCUGGCCCAGGUAAACACCAUGAUGGUCCACCUGCUGCCAAGAAACCCAGAUACAACGGACCACUGUGUGACCACUGUCAUCCAAAAGGCUUUGUAGCCACACACCCAUUCGCUGAAUGCAGAAAACAUGCACAAUCCUUGAAAUGAGACUCGGUCAACACCGCUUUUCCUCGAUCAACUUCGUCCAAUGAAUCAAAUUUUCUCAAUUCACCAAGC